This is a messenger RNA of Rhizophagus irregularis DAOM 181602=DAOM 197198, 2248 nucleotides long. RefSeq lists its product as uncharacterized. The record is from RefSeq and is a predicted model, not a curated record. Lineage: Eukaryota; Fungi; Glomeromycota; Glomeromycetes; Glomerales; Glomeraceae.
CUUGGUACUAGUGGAAGUGAAGUUGUGAAUCAAUUUAUUCAUAAAAAUAAAUUAAAAUGGUUUCCUUAUGAUAGAUUUGAAAAUAUUGAAUAUCUUGAUAAAGGAGGAUUUGGUACUAUAUAUAAAGCUAAAUAUAAUAGUAUUGAAGUAAUUUUUAAAUAUUUUGAUCAUCUUAAUCAUUCAGAUGAAAGUUUAAAUGAAUUUUUAAAUGAAUGGAAAAUUAUUAAUUCACAUGGAAUUAUUAAAAUAUAUGGAUUCACAAAAGAUCCAGAUACAUUGAAUUAUGUAUUAGUGAUGGAGUAUACAAAUAAGUAUAGUUUAAAAAGAUGUUUAACAGAAAUAACAAAAAAUUGGAAACAAAAAUUAUUAUAUUUAUAUCAAAUUAUUAGAGGUCUUAAUGAUAUUCAUGAAAAAGAUCUAAUUCAUUAUAACUUUCAUAAUGGUAAUAUUUUAUGUAACAAAUAUAAAGAAGAACUAUAUGGAAUUUUUAUUAGUGAUUAUUUAGGAUUAUAUCAACUUGCAAAAUCUUUUUUAAAAGAAAAUGAUAUCUAUGGAGUUUUACCAUUUAUAGCACCUGAAAUUUUAAAAGGUCAACCCUAUACUCAAGCUAGUAAUAUAUAUAGUUUUUCUAUAAUUAUGUGGGAAUUUACAUCUAAAAUUCUACCAUUUAAUGAUAAAGCACAUGAUCUUCAGCUUGCUUUAAGUAUUUGUAAAGGUGAACGUCCUGAAAUUAUUGAAAAUACUCCACAAUGUUAUAUAGAUUUAAUGAAAAAAUGCUGGGAUGAAGAUCCAUUAAAAAGGCCAUCUUCUAAAGAAGUUUUAAAUAUUAUUGAAAAUUGGAUUUUUCUUUCACAGAAUAAGGAGAUUGAAGAUAUUAGUGAAGAAUUAAAAAGCGAUAUUAUGGAAUUUAUAAAUGCACCAAUUGAGCAUAAUAAACUUAUUGUAAAAUCUCAUCCAAAAGCAUGCUAUACAAGUCAUUUACUUGAUCUUACCAGUGAAGAAUUAAAUGAAAUUCUAGAAGAUUCUCAAGGAUUUCUUAAAUCUUUGAAACAAAAAUAUCAAAGUUCUCAAAAUGAGUUUGAUUAUCACUCUACAAAACCGAAAAUAAAAUGGAUUUCAUAUUCACAAAUUAAAAGUUUAAAAAAAAUAGCAGAAGGAGGGUUUGGUAUUAUUUAUAAAGCUUUAAUUAAUGGAGACGUUGUUGCUAUAAAAAAAGUUUUAAAUUCUCAAGAACCAAAUAAAUAUUUUUUAAAUGAGUUAAAAUCACUUUAUCAAUGUUAUGAUAGUAAAUUUGAAUAUAUUAUUAAAUGUCAUGGUAUCACAAAAGAUCCUAUAACAAAAGAAUAUAUGUUUAUAAUGAAAUAUGCAAAUGGAGGAGAUUUACAUAAUUAUUUACAAGAGAAUUUUGCAGAGAUUACAUGGAAGAAAAAAUUGCACAUUUUGUGGCGAAUUUCAGAUGGACUUCAAACUAUUCAUAAAAAAAAUUUCGUACAUCGAGAUUUUCAUAGUGGAAAUAUAUUGGUUGAAAUAAUUGAAAAUGAUUCAUGUAAAAUAGAUCAAUAUCUAAUUGGAGAUUUAGGAUUAUCACAGCCCGCAAAUGACAUACAUGAUAGCAGUAUAUAUGGAGUAAUACCUUAUAUUGCACCAGAAAUAUUUAAAGGCGGCAAAUUUUCCAAAUCAUCUGAUAUUUAUUGUAUGGGCAUGAUUAUGUGGGAAUUAACAUCUGGUCGUAAACCUUUUGCUAAUGUUGAACAUGAUGUUGAUUUAAUUUAUAAAAUUAUUGAUGGAAAACGGCCUAAUAUUACUGACGAUACUCCCGAAGAUUUUGCUAAUUUAAUGAAAAAAUGUUGGAAUCCUGAUCCUAAAAAAAGACCUUCAGCAACGCAUGUUUGUGAAAUUUUUAAUUCUUGGUCAAAUAUGGAAAUGGUUGCCGAAUAUUUUAAUCAAGCUGAAGAAAUAAGAUUAGAAUUAAUAAAAUCAAAAAUGAUUGGACCAGAUUUCAAUGAGAAAUCUCAUUCAAAAGCAAUUUAUACUAGUAGAUCAUUAAGCUCUUUAACUGGUUCACCUUCAAUUAUAACGUUUAAUACGAAACCAAAUAAUAAACUUAUUGAAGAAUCAAUCAACAAUAAAGAAUAUAUUACAAAAGAAUACGAGCAUGAUAUAAAUAAAAUUUAAAGAUUUCAGAAGUAAUCCAAUAAAUCCAAGAAAACAAGAUGCAACUGAAGAUUUUACUAAAUAAAUUUAUUAU